Messenger RNA from Gossypium raimondii (Peruvian cotton), 2267 nucleotides. RefSeq names its product pentatricopeptide repeat-containing protein At3g56030, mitochondrial. The record is from RefSeq and is a predicted model, not a curated record. The coding region runs from base 63 to 1079 and encodes 338 amino acids. Gene Ontology annotation, molecular function: protein binding. The transcript has 4 exons. Lineage: Eukaryota; Viridiplantae; Streptophyta; Magnoliopsida; Malvales; Malvaceae.
CCUUAAACCCUAGAUUAAGUCCCCAACACCAAAACCCUCCAUCCCUCCGACCUUGUUCUGUCAUGUCCAUUCUCCGAAAACUUAACACCAAAUCCCCUAACCCACAAUUUAUCUCCAGUUUAUUCUUCACGCGCUUCUCCUCCUCCGCUCAGUAUGUUGACCCCGGCCCAUUCGAAGACCCAUUUCCCGACGAGCCCACAUCGUCCUACUACGACCACCAGGUUUUCAAAGCCGGCCGAAAUGGAGAUAUGGCGACAGUAGGCUAUCUUCUCAACAAGCGAAUAAAAGACGGGUGCUUCAAUACCACGAAAACCUUCAGCUUCAUCACCAAUACGGAUUCCUCUCUCUCUAUCCUCGACCCUUUGAUCCAAACGUUGUCUCGUUUAGACAAAGGCAUCACGCGCAAGCAGGCUUUCGAUUUGCUUAUAGCACGUCUCUGCAAGAUCGAGAGAAUCGAAGAUUCCCUGCGCGUGGUUCAGACGAUGAUGGAAAAGGGAGAGUUGAACGCCGCCACCUUUCAUCCGAUCGUGAACGCGUUGGCGAAGAAGAAGAAGAUGGAGGAGGCGUGGCGGGUGGUGGAUAUAAUGAGAGUCGCCGGAGUUAAACCGGACGUGACGGCGUAUAAUUAUUUACUGACUGCGUACUGUUCCGAGAGUAAGUUGAGGGAGGCGAGCGCGAUGGUGAAGAAGAUAGAGGAGGAAGGGUUGGGUGCUGAUUUGCGGACGUACGACGCGCUGGUAUUGGGAGCUUGUAGGGUGGGGAAGGUGGAAGGGGGUUUGAUGUUGUUGAGGAAUAUGAUGGAUGCUGGAAUAUCGGUGAUGUAUUCGACGCAUACGCACCUGAUAAAUGGGAUGUUGAGUAUUAGGUAUUAUGACGGGGCGGUGAGGUUUGUGAAGGCAUGUGGAGGGAGGGAUGCAAUGUUGGAUCAAGAGAGUUUUGGGGUUUUGGCUAAUAAAUUGGUGAGGUUGGGAAGGGAAGUGGAAGCUAUGGUUGUUUUGAGUGAAAUGAAGAAAAGGGGAUUGUCGUUUGGUAAAAAAUUGAAUGAUUUUUAUGAAAUGCAUCUUAAAAACAUCAGCUAAGCAUUUUGGCAUCUAUGUUAAAGCUACUAGCCAAAAGAAUGGAGGGUUUAUGCUUGGUAGCAGUUUUGAAGUACUGAAAAUUUUAGAAGGGGACAAAGAUACACACAUACACACACAUCGCGUAGGUGCAAACCUAAGAAGAUGAAUGAAGUUCCUCUAGCAAGUAUCUUAGCCAAAUAAGUCCAAAGAAGAAUGAGCUAUAACUGUGUAGCCUUAUUUGGUACUUGGUCUUGCAACAAGGGCCUUCUUCUUAAUCCUCCAUGAUACAGAUAGUUGUAGAGAUCUCUAUCAAAAUCUUGAGGGUGGCAGUGGCUCGCUAAAAACAUUGGUAAGAAAGUGGAUACGUCAGCUCUCUAAUGGAUCUGCAAUGACAGAUAAGAGUACAUCAGCACCAUGAGGUGUUUCAGCUGCUUCUCUUAAAGUCCUUCGCCCAGAUACGUCUCAGAUGCUGAUUUAUGAUCCAAGGCAGCAUCAUGAUACAAGCUUUUACUUGAGUAAAAAUAUAUGCCUGUGAUUUUUUCAAUGGUAUUCUAUUUUUCUUAGCAACUUCAUUAGGCCACGAAUGGAUGGAGUAUCUCAUUUGGUGUUGACUUGUUCAUAUACAUUGGUCCUUAGCAGUAUUGAACUUGAAACUAAAGAUAUCCUUUGCGUAGACUUAUGCAGUCAUUUAUGCAUGAAAUAGUCAUAUAUGCAGUCAUUAGCAGUAUUGAACUUGUUCAUAUGCAGUUUACAAAUCAGUGAUGGCCGCAAACUAUAAAUUCCAAAAGCCAUCAAAAGGUUUAUCCACGAGAAAUUUGUUCUUGUAAGUUAUUCGGAUUCGAGUCAGAUAGACGAUGGAUGUGGUGAGAAUCAUUUCGCCAUGGAUCCUGAAGUUGAGCCGCAAAUUGCAAAGUCCAAAGGACGUCUUCAAUGGAAGGUCGAGCGGUCGGGUCAUCGGACAGGCAUCUCAGGCAUAUGUCCAUCACUGUCUUCAAGGAUUCAGUUGAGCAUUCUUUGAUAAUUGUAGGAUCCACUAUGCUUCUUCGAGCCGUAUCAUCCAUCUUAUUGCUCACUUGUAUCUGCACGUAGUAUUUAGUUUUGCCUUAAAACCUAAACCCAAGUUCAUGUUUUUUAUUUUGUUAUCUGUAAUUUUGUGUAUUUGUAUUUUUGUUAUAUUAUAUUUUAAUGAUUUAUUUUGUUAUUUUUAAA